Messenger RNA from Meloidogyne enterolobii, 333 nucleotides. NCBI's taxonomy places the organism in Eukaryota, Metazoa, Nematoda, Chromadorea, Rhabditida, Meloidogynidae. The record is from the annotation of a GenBank genome assembly.
AUGCUUAGCCGUUUGGAUCCAACAUUUGGCCGUUUUCUAUGCCUUCCAGUUGCUCGCUCGUCUCCUGUCUGCGGAACGGGAGAGGAUAAUAAUGUUCGUCAGCAAUACAACGAAAACACAGCUUUUAUUGAUGGAUCUAUGGUUUAUGGAAGCAGCCAUCGAGACCAAUUUGUUUUUCGCCAGGGUGCUUUUAUGAAAACAAACGUCCUUCGUUCCCGUGUAUUUCCACCCGUCGACAAUAAUCAAAAUAUUAUUGCUGGAGAUGAUAGAGCGAAUAUUUUUGUUGGUUUAGCUGCUUUGCAUACUCUUUUUGUUCGGGAACAUAAUCGGUGA